Messenger RNA from Aspergillus sclerotioniger CBS 115572, 2782 nucleotides. Its product is annotated as glycoside hydrolase family 92 protein. The coding region runs from base 301 to 2706 and encodes 801 amino acids. Gene Ontology annotation, cellular component: cytosol; nucleus. Gene Ontology annotation, biological process: protein deglycosylation; carbohydrate metabolic process; protein quality control for misfolded or incompletely synthesized proteins. The record is from RefSeq and is a predicted model, not a curated record. Gene Ontology annotation, molecular function: peptide-N4-(N-acetyl-beta-glucosaminyl)asparagine amidase activity; carbohydrate binding. The transcript has 7 exons. Lineage: Eukaryota; Fungi; Ascomycota; Eurotiomycetes; Eurotiales; Aspergillaceae.
ACAAUGACCCCCUUCACGCCAGGGAGAGACACUAGAGGUCCUCCCCGCACGAUCUUCGUCGCUCAAGGGUUACAUUGCAUCCAUCAUCCUUGUCAGUCAUUUAUAUCAGGGGCACGCGAUUGCUUCGACUGUCGGAGAGAUGUCUGCACUCUGCCAUGCCCCUCCCCGCGGGGAUUUAGUCUCUCAUUCCUUCCCCCUUGAUGCCAGCCCAGCAUGCCGCUGUGAUCCUGCAAACCUCCAGCUCCAGCACGUUGGUCACUUACUUGCUGUCAUUUUCUUGCUCCCUUUUCUAUCGCCGAGAUGGUUCUUUGGGGGUCUCUGGCAGUGUUCUUCGCCCUUCCUUAUAUCGUGGACUGUACUAACUCUUCUGGGGCGAUCGACAACUAUGAUGUCCUCCAAUAUAUUAAUCCCCUCAUCGGGAGCGCUAACGGAGGAAAUGUCUUCGCGGGGGCAACAAUCCCGUAUGGCAUGGCCAAGGCUGUCGCUGAUACCGACUCGAUAAACAACCAGGGAGGUUUCGCCUACGAUGGCAGUAGCAUCACCGGAUUCUCUAGUAUGCACGACUCGGGGACCGGAGGACAGCCUUCUCUAGGUGUUUUCCCUCUGUUCCCUUAUGCGACCUGCACAAACGACGAGAUAGAUGGCUGCGCGUACCCCAAGAAGGACCGGAAGACCUCCUAUGUCUCUGACUCGGUCAAGUCCAGUCCUGGUUACUUUGGACUAAACAUGAGCUCGGGUAUCCAGGUGGACAUGACAGCUGCCCACCAUACUUCUCUCUUUCGCUUUCAGUUUCCAACCGACAAGUCGUCGAGCCCAUUGAUCCUGUUGGACCUGUCCGACCUGUCUGAUACUCGGCAGGAUAAUGGAACCAUUUCGGUGGAUCCCACAACAGGACGCAUGACAGGCUAUGCACGCUUUCUACCAAGCUUUGGAAGCGGUUCAUAUGUGCCGUACUUCUGCGCAGACUUUCACGGUUCCGGGGACAUUCGAGAUAACGGUAUAUUUGUUGAUGCGCGGGCUAGUGCAGACGUCAAAAAUCUCACGAUAUCACGCAGCAUAAACGGCUAUCCUCUUCCGGGAGGUGCUUUUAUCCGAUUCAAUACUUCCCCGGACAACAUCGUCCAUGCUCGAGUGGGACUUAGUUUCAUCAGCAACGAGCAAGCAUGUGAAAACGCCGAAGCGGAAAUACAUGAUUUUGACUUCAAUAAGACCUAUAGCGCAGCUGUGGACAUGUGGACGCAGAAACUUGCCCCGAUCCGUGUAUCACGGAAUGGGAUCAACUCAAGCACACUCACGAACUUUUACAGUGGCAUAUACCGGACCAUGGUCAAUCCGCAGGACUACACAGGAGAGAAUCCUCUGUGGAACAGCACAGAGCCUUACUUUGACUCAUUCUACUGCCUGUGGGACUCGUUCAGGUCCCAAUUCCCAUUUCUAACGAUCUUCGAUCCAGCGGCACUGACUCGCAUGCUCCGCUCAUUGAUCGACACCCAGAAGCAUCUGGGGUGGCUCCCAGAUUGUCGCAUGUCGCUUUGCAAAGGCUACACGCAGGGUGGCUCGAAUGCCGACGUCAUCUUGGCUGAUGCAUACGUCAAAGGCAUCUCUGAUGGCAUCGAUUGGGCGGCAGGCUAUGCAGCUGUCCAGAAGGACGCGGAGGAGGAACCGUAUGACUGGUCAAAUGAGGGCCGUGGCGGGCUAAUGAGUUGGAAAGCGUUGAACUAUAUCCCCGUGGAAGAUUUCGACUACAUCGGCUUCGGUACCUUGACCCGAAGUAUCUCUCGUACCUUGGAGUACUCUUACAAUGACUUUACUAUUGCUCAAAUGGCUCGGGGCUUGAACAAAACGAGGGACGCGGAGAAGUACGAGGGCACAUCCCAGUAUUGGCAGAACCUCUUCCGAGCGGAUCAAACCUCAUUCCUCAACGGUACUGAUACGGGGUUUGAAGGCUUCUUCCAGCCCAAAUAUCUGAACGGUACAUGGGGAUAUCAGGACCCUUUAACAUGCUCCAACAUUGACACGAGCGGGAGAUCCUGCUCCUUGCAGAACAACGCAGCUGAGACCUUCGAGUCUAGUAUCUGGGAGUACCAAUUCUUUGUACCUCACGAUAUGGCGACUCUGGUGACCUUGCUGGGUGGUCCAACCCAAUUCGUCCGCCGCCUCGACUACCUCCAUGACCAAGGCAUCACUUAUAUUGGAAACGAGCCUGCCUUCCUCACCGUCUUUCAAUACCACUACGCCGGUCGCCCGGGAAAAUCCACCGCCCGUGCGCACUUCUACAUCCCCCGAUACUUUAACCCAACACCCACCGGCCUUCCAGGCAACGACGAUUCCGGUGCGAUGGGUUCCUUUGUGGCCAUGACCAUGAUGGGUCUCUUCCCAAACCCCGGUCAAAACGUGUAUCUCAUCACAGCACCUUUCUUCGAGUCCAUCAACAUCACCUCACCCCUCACCGGGAAAACAGCCACCGUAAGCACCGUCAACUUCGACCCCACCUACCAGAACAUCUACAUCCAGUCUGCCACGCUGAACGGGCAACCGUACACGAAAAGCUAUGUUGGACACGAAUUCUUCACGCAGGGACAGGAACUGGUGCUCGUGCUGGGACGGAACGAAAGUACCUGGGGCACCAAGGCCGAGGACCUGCCGCCCUCGUUGUCGACGAGUCAGGAUGCGACGUCGAACUUUCGAAGGGAUGAUUGGUUGUAACUUACUGUCUAUUGACUGCGGCCACGGUAUGAAUAGACCACACGGAUACAUUCUGCACUGGUAGAUGGAUACACUA